CCGACUACAAGCAGUGCUUAGCCGGUGGAUUCCCUUCAGGCAUAUCCCUUUCUUCCUGAGUGUCUGAUGUUUGCAAGAUGCAGAAGGAAGGCGGAUCGAAGAAUGGAGGCUGAAGCUGUAGGGAAGAGGGAGAAGGAUGUGGAAAAGUGUAUUUAUGGCUGAUUGAUGCACAAAACUUUUGCCCUAACCCUUGCAUGCCCCAUUUUUUAACUCUUUCGAAUCUCCCAAAUGCAUUAUCAGCCCCAUACUUUCCUCUCUUCUGAUGAAGUACUCUUAUCUCUGCCUCAACCAUCACUUGCCCAUUCUCUGUUUCCCAACUCUUCUGCUGACGCUGGCUGCACAACCGAUCCUCUGGACUCGGUUUCAAAUGUUCAGAAAUUGAUCGUCCAUCAAGUUCGCCCCAUAAGAUAUGGACCUGCUGUCGAAACUUCUCAAGGGACUUUCGACAUACCCACAGUUUUUCACAGUUCGUGGUGGGACAGUUGGGUGCGUCAAAUUAACCAAACCAAAACCAACAACCCGUUGCGAUGUGAGGUUUGCAAAAUUGAUCUUAAUAGCAAGAGUGUGUUUGAAGACCACAUAUCAGGGAAGACACACAAGAAGAGCAUACAAUUGCACAAUAAUCCGAACAACACUAUAUCAUCUGGAACUGCUAAUGUAACUUUUCAAAUCCAAGAGAGUGGUGUCCAAGGACAAGAGCUGCUUGUUGAUGCAGACAAGGAUUUAAAGUCUAAGAAACAGAAGUUUUUGAUCAUGGGGGAAGCAGAGCUCGCUGAUCAGGCUGUCAAAACUUCUCAAGGGACUUCCGACAUGCUCACAAUUUUUCAUAAUCUAUGGAGGGACAAUUGGGUGCGUCAAAUUAACCAAACCAAAAUCAACAAGCGAAUGCGAUGUGAGGUUUGCAAAAUUGAUCUUAAUAGUAAGAGUGUGUUUGAAGACCACAUAUCAGGGAAGAAACACAAGAAGAACAUGCAAUUGCACACUAAUCCAAGUAACACAGUGUCAUCUGCUAUCGCUAAUAUGAAUUUUCAAAUCCAAAAUAGUGGUGUUCAAGGACAAGAGCCACUUUUUGAUGCGGACAAGGAUUUAAAGUCUAAGAAACGGAAGCUUUUGAUCAUGGGAGAAGCAGAGCUCGCUGAUCAGCAGGCGAUGGAUCCAACAAAUGAGCCAUUGGAAAAGUUGGACACUAGUAAACAAGAGUUGAUCAAUUCACAUAAACCAGAAAUUGCAUUCAUGUUAGAAGCUCCAGAAAAGGACGUUGAAACAAAGAAACAGAAGUGUGAACUUGAAUUCCCUUCUAGAUGUGAAAUUUGCUCGAUCGAUUGUAAUAGUAAGAAAGUAUAUAUCAGUCAUUUAUCAGGGAAGAAACACCAGAGGAACCUGGAGAAAGUGUCACAAUCUGAAGAUAACAGAGCCAUUGCUAGUGUAGCCAGUGCUGCUGCAGCCACUAUGACAGAAAUUGAUGUGCAACAAGCAACAAAACAAGCAAUUGAGCCACAGGAAAAGCUGGAGACUAGUCCACAAGAAGGUAUGGAUACACAUGAAUCAGGAAACAUAGUCAUUUUUGAGGCUCCAGAAAAGGAUACUGAGACAGAGAGACUUAGAAUUGAACCUUUUGGUGGGGCUGCAAUUACUUUUUCCAUAGUGUGCGAACUAUGCAACGCAGCAUGCAACAGCGAGACGGUCUUUAAUUCGCACCUCCAUGGGAAGAAACAUGCUGCUAUGGCGAAGAAGCUGACAAUGUCAAAGUAGCUGGUUUCCAAGUGAGAAAAUUUCGUAAAUUGGCUCUUGAAAACCUGCCAGGUGAUAUUAGGCGUGGAGCAUGAGUAUUUGAAUAUUGUGAUGACGACAAAUUACUCCUGGAGAAAAAGUCGCCAUUGUGCUGAUUGGAUGGCAAGAGCAUCUAAUAGCUCUUGGGGGGAAGGUAUGUGUCUAUAUAACUAGAUUUUACUUCCCUGAGGGAUGCAUGGGGAGAUUAAAAAGUAACAGUAAUUUAUAGAGGUUAAAAUUAGUAGUACUUUAUUAUUGAUGACAAUUAUUAUCUUAAUAUGUAAAUAUAAUUUAAUAUAUG
Neltuma alba is the source of this 2071-nucleotide messenger RNA. Its product is annotated as zinc finger protein 385B. Bases 229 to 1752 code for a protein of 507 amino acids. The record is from RefSeq and is a predicted model, not a curated record. The transcript has 5 exons. Gene Ontology annotation, molecular function: nucleic acid binding; zinc ion binding. NCBI's taxonomy places the organism in Eukaryota, Viridiplantae, Streptophyta, Magnoliopsida, Fabales, Fabaceae.